This is a messenger RNA of Cryptomeria japonica (Japanese cedar), 1998 nucleotides long. Its product is annotated as putative leucine-rich repeat receptor-like serine/threonine-protein kinase At2g24130. Gene Ontology annotation, biological process: hormone-mediated signaling pathway; protein phosphorylation. The record is from RefSeq and is a predicted model, not a curated record. Gene Ontology annotation, molecular function: ATP binding; protein binding; protein kinase activity. NCBI's taxonomy places the organism in Eukaryota, Viridiplantae, Streptophyta, Pinopsida, Cupressales, Cupressaceae. The coding region runs from base 1 to 1998 and encodes 665 amino acids. Gene Ontology annotation, cellular component: plasma membrane. The transcript has 5 exons.
AUGAUAAGCGGAAGCAUACCACAACAGAUUGUCAAUCUGACAAACUUAACUUUAUUAAAUCUAGGCAGAAAUCUUUUCAGCGGCAAUAUUCCAUCUGGAAUUAAAAGAUUCCGUGAGUUGGAAAGACUGUAUUUGUUUGGGAACAAAUUAGGAGGAGGCAUUCCAAGGAAUAUCCCUGUUAGUUUGGAGGGAUGUCAGAAGUUGGAGCUCCUUGACUUAUCUUACAAUAAACUAGGAGGAAGGAUACCUCGUGAAGUCACUGCCAGCCUUACAAACCUGCAAUUCUACCUCAAUCUUUCAUGGAAUUCUCUGGAAGGAUCGUUGCCGCAGGAGAUGAGUAAAAUUGUGACGGCUCAAGCCAUAGAUAUAUCUGGAAAUCGACUUACUGGGGUCAUUCCAAUUUCUGUAGGAGACUGCACAGCAUUAGAGCAUCUAAAUCUGUUCCACAAUUCCUUUGAAGGUACAAUACCAGAUUCACUCUCCAAAUUAAAAAAUCUGCAACAACUGGAUCUUUCUUUCAAUAAUUUGUCAGGGCAGAUUCCAGGAGGAGAGUUAUUUCCAAAUAGAAGUGUUGGAACAUUGUUUAUGAGAAACCCUGACCUAUGUGGCCCAAAAAUUUAUUCAUUGCCUCCAUGCCUAAAUCAAACCCAAGGAAAACAUUCCCUGCCCAGAAAAAUAGUCUUAUCAGUCGUUGGAACCACUGCAUUUUUAUUAUGCCUUUUCCUUAUGGGAAUGCUAUGGAGGCAUAAAUUUUCAAAGCAGCUAGUCCGUCCCUCUAGCUUUAUUUUUCGAGGGCUCCACUAUCAAAAAAAAUCUUAUCAGGAUCUUGUCAUUGUAACAUCUGAAUUUGAUGAGUCAAACUUGCUUGGAGUUGGUAGCUUUGGAUCAGUCUACAAAGGGAUUUUAAGGGAUGGUAAGAUAGUUGCUGUCAAAGCUCUUAAUUUGCAAAAUGAAGAAGCUGAUAAGAGUUUUGUCAUGGAAUACAAAUUAUUAGGGAAGAUUCGGCACCGUAACCUCAUUAAAAUCAUAAGUGCAUUUUACUACCCUGGUUUCAAAGGUUUGGUUCUUGAAUUUCCAUCUAAUGGGAGCUUGGAAAAUCAUUUGCACCCUCACACAGAUGAUGAGGGAUUUUGUAUAUUGGGAUUCAGUGAGUGUUUGAGCAUUGCUAUAAAUGUAGCCCAUGGCAUGGAAUAUCUACAUCAUGAUUGUCCUUUACAAAUUGUGCACUGUGAUUUAAAACCUAGCAAUGUGCUCCUCGAUGCCAACAUGACAGCCCUUGUCACUGAUUUUGGUAUAUCCCGUCUAAUUGCUGCUCCAAACUCCAUAGAUUCACUGAAGUAUGGACUGGGUGGGAGUGUUUCUACAAAGGGAGAUGUUUAUAGUUAUGGAAUUCUGGUAUUAGAGAUGGUUACAAGGAAGAGGCCAAGUGAUGACAUGUUUUUGGGAGACCUGAACUUGCAAAAGUGGGUGAGAUCUUCUUUUCCAAACAGAUUAGCAGAUAUUGUUGAUAGUGAGCUGUUGAAAGAUGUGAAUGAAAACAUGGAAGACCAUAGAUGUUUUCUUUCUUUUAUUCAUGUUGGUUUUCUUUGUGCUAGUGAAUCACCAAGAGAGCGACCUUCGAUGAGAGAUGUAGCCAAUGCCUUGGAGAAUCUCAAAACAUCUUUGAUGGGAGGUGCAGCUGCUUCUAAUUUGACAUCUACCCUAUCAGACCUUCUGGACAAUACCAAUCCCACAGCUGCAUUGGCAUCUGACAGUCAAAGCUUCAGAAAUUUGAAAGCAAAAGGAACUGAACUGUUUGACAAAAUGCAAAAUGUGGAACCAGGGACAAAGCAUAUGUGCACGCAAACUAAUACCUCAAAGGGAUUUUAUCUCAGGAAUGCAACCUUUGCACGAUUUGCAGAAAAUGGAUUUGUUAACACGGCUUUGAAAACUUUAAAGCAAAUGCAAUCGGCUGGUGUAAAGCCAAAUUUCAUCUUUUUCUUUGCGCACAGCAAGUGA